Molecule: messenger RNA, 1277 nt
Organism: Harpia harpyja (harpy eagle)
Lineage: Eukaryota; Metazoa; Chordata; Aves; Accipitriformes; Accipitridae
Gene: RNF223
Product: ring finger protein 223
Exons: 3
Coding region: 275-1174 (299 amino acids)
Biological process (GO): protein ubiquitination
Molecular function (GO): ubiquitin protein ligase activity
Source: RefSeq, a predicted model, not a curated record
GGUUACUUGUCUCGCCAGACCUACCGUGCUUGGAAACAACUCGGGAAGCUACCGGGGAGCUCGGAUACCAGAAGGCGGCUUAUAAAUACGAAAGACCCUGAGCCUAGGACUAUCCUCUGGAGAGAAGACUCUUCAGGGGUAGAAAUCAAGAGCCCAGAACAUGCUUUUCUCCUUCUAAACAUCACUCUGAACAGGCCUUGUUCAUGCUGCCACCAUAAUAUCUGAGUGCCUCCCAGGCUAAUAGACUGCCAUAGCGAGGUCCCUACUUGACCUCAUGGAGUCUUCUGCUCUCCUCCCUGCUCAGGUGUCGGGGAGCACCAGCUGGGAGUCUCCCAGGGCUCUAUUUAUUUCGCCGGCCUCCGUCAUGUCGUGCUUCACGCAGCUGUGGCACUCCAACACGCCAGACUCUCCCACCAGCCCAGUCCCUGCAUCUCCAAGUGAAAUCCCCAUCCCCAUCAGCCCCAUUGUUGUCACCUCCCCAGGGGAUGGCAAGAGGAAGGCGAGGUCCCCAACCGACAAGCCGGGCUCUCCGAACCCGACGUCUCCGAAGCCGGCCUCCCCCGUCGAGUGUUCCAUUUGCUUCAACACCUAUGACAACACCUUCAAGACGCCCAAGCUGCUCCAGUGCUCCCAUGUUUUCUGCCUGGAGUGUGUGGCCCGCCUGAGCACGGGGCUACCCCCAAAUCAACCAGAGGACCAGCUCCCCUGUCCCUUCUGCAGGCAGCUGACCAGCAUCCCUCUGGAAGGUGCCCCAGCGCUCGAGACCAGCAAAGAGCUCCUCGCCACGCUGCCUCCCGAACUCCAGCAGGAGAAGGUGCUCUGGAUGGAAGGGACCAAGCUCUGCUGCCGUCAGUCAUCCGAUGACCCUGAGAACCCAGACUCGUGUAUCUCCAUCGAUGUCGCCAUGAGCAAGCCGGAAACUCCGGAGGCUCCCCCGGCGGGGAUAGCUGGGAGGCUGUCCCGCUGCGACAUGUGCGACGACUGGAAACGCAUAGUCCUCCUCUCCGCGUUGAUCAUCAUCCUGUUCUGCAUCAUUCUGUGGCCGGUCCAGUGUGCCCUGAAGACGGGGAACCUCCGCUGCUUCACGAGGACUGUUGCAAUGAGCAGGCCGGAGUAUCUUCCCCCGAAACACACCACAGCGGCAACACCCGUGACACGACUCCCUUUCCCGUAGCAGCGAGGCGGCCCCUCGCUCCCGUCUAUCCCUCCCCACGGCACGGCGCGGAGGCAGAACAGGGCUUACCGCCCUGACGGCAUUCCUUGGUUUGCCGGCAGAC